This is a messenger RNA of Durusdinium trenchii, 1213 nucleotides long. NCBI's taxonomy places the organism in Eukaryota, Dinophyceae, Suessiales, Symbiodiniaceae. The record is from the annotation of a GenBank genome assembly.
AAGAAGAGCAAGAAGAAGAAGAGCAAGAAGAAGAAGAGCAAGAAGAAGAAGAGGAAGAAGAAUAAAUGCAAACAAUGCAAUCAACAUCAAAGACAGAGCCCGUGGAUUGGGCCUGUGAGGCCGGCAAGGAUGCUCCUUUGCUUGUGGCUCUCAGCGCAUCUUGCAAUGUUUACUUCACCAGCUACUUUAGUACCUGGCGGAUUAUGAGUGAAGCAACAGCUUCUCCUGCUCCUCUUAUGGAAGAAGCGCUACGACACUUCCUCCAGAAGAUGCGACGGCUUCCUGAUACUGUGGUGAUUUAUCGCGGUGGGGUCAGCGACAGUCAGCAAGAAGUCAUUCUGGAGCAUGAGAUGCACCAUCCCACCGAAGGGAUCCUGGCGGCCUUCGACCGAUUGGCGGAGGUGGAGGGGCAGGAGCCUUGGCGAUCGAAGGUUUCUGUGGCGUACAUCAUGGUGAGAAGGAGCAUGAACAUUCGCUUCAUGACAGAAGAGGGAGACAACCUUCCCAGUGGCAGUUACAUCGACGAAGAUGUGAUACCAGGCCUUGAUGCAGACAAUCCCGUGCGCUCUGAUUUCUAUAUGAUCUCACAGACCUAUGUCAGAGGCACUGCCCGGCCCACACUCUACACCGUGCUUUACAACACCCUGAACUUUUCGAAGAUGGAGACCAUGCAGCUCACAUACCGUCUUUGUGGUGUUUAUAUGACCUUUGCCGGAAAGGUGUCCACCCCUGCGCCCUUGAAGUAUGUUGCAAAACUCCUGAGCCUUUUGAGCAAGUGCAACUAUGUACCUAGAGAGCCAACGGGGCAGCUGCGACUUUGGAGGCCAAACCUCUUCUUCGUGUAGCAGUUCCCCGAGAUGCUUGAGGAUUUCUCGUGAUCCAUGGUACACCCAGACCUUCAACACCACGAGGCACGACAUGGACGACAUCCCCAUCCCAGACAUGUACCGCUCUGAAGGGGACGACAUCCUUGGGACCGACGAGUUCGCCCCUUCGCAAGUCUCGACGAGUUCGCCCCUGCGCACAAAUUGCAAAAGAGCUCUGAAGCGGAACAGUCCAAGUUCUUUUUGCAAAGACCAACAUGAUGCCCAUGCCCUUCCAAGCCUAGACUUAAAUGAUUUGAAAUGCAUGGCAUACAUAUACUUGGUAUACUUGCAGCCUUUGAAGCACCUGAGCAAAAUACAGCUGAUGAACAUGAUGAGCGUGAACAGAG